Messenger RNA from Sander lucioperca (pikeperch), 5730 nucleotides. It is a transcript of the gene fndc5a, whose product is annotated as fibronectin type III domain containing 5a. NCBI's taxonomy places the organism in Eukaryota, Metazoa, Chordata, Actinopteri, Perciformes, Percidae. Bases 745 to 1350 code for a protein of 201 amino acids. Gene Ontology annotation, molecular function: protein binding. The transcript is spliced from 7 exons. The record is from RefSeq and is a predicted model, not a curated record.
UGCUUCUGGGGGCCUGGAAGAAGACUGCAUACUAAAUGAUUACAGCUGGUAUUGUUUUAAUGGCCAGUCUCUAUUUGUAAUGUGAAAAAUUAUGGGAAAAGUAAGCCAUAACUAUUGAACAAUAGAAAACAAUGGUAACAGGGUUACAUGCCUGUAGCCUAAGUAUAGAACAUUCUUCCUUUUCUCGACAUGUAUUUACUUCUACUUUAUGAAUUAUUUAGCCUGGUUGUCUUGAUUGUCCUCCAGCCUCACUCUCUCAUUGUAAAGACAGGAGUCAGUGUUACAGACAGGGACAGUCCAGACGCUCAUAUACAAAGACAGCACGUUUCUGUCUGCAGCAGCUGAGCUGCGCUGAGCACCACCUCCAGCAUCAGCAGCAGCAGCAGCAGAUCUAGGAGGGUUUUGGAUCACAGCUGAAAGACCGACGACGCAUUUGAACAGCGGCAGGCUCGAGAGCAGUCAAUGAUAAUGGCUCACUGGCUGGUUACCGGUUGCCGGUCGCUGGUUUCCGGUGGCUUGGGGGACAGUCGAGGCUUUUGAAUGAGCGGAGGUGUCGCUGGAGCGCUGUCCGAGGUGCUGAAAAGCCGCCGACAGACCGCCCGCUGUCUCUUUUUCCAGUCGAGACGAUACGCAUGAACUGACGUGAACGCCGAGCAGCACAACAACGGGCACACCAGUUCGGCGGCUAACACAGCAUCCCCGGCCAGGGUAAAUGGGACCGCACGUCGCCCGAGCGUUAGAAAGAUGGAGAGAUCUAUUUUCCUGCUCGUCCUCAGCUGUCUCUGCGCCUCUCGAGUCACAGCGGAUAGCUUGUCACCUCCUGUCAAUGUGACCAUCAAAGCGGUGAAAGCAAACUCUGCUGUGGUGACAUGGGACAUCCCAGAGGGAGACCCCGUUAUUGGCUUCGCCAUCACACAGCAGAAGAAAGACGUGCGCAUGCUGCGAUUCAUCCAGGAAGUCAACACCACCACACGCUCCUGUGCAUUAUGGGACUUGGAGGAAGAGACAGACUACAUUGUGCAUGUCCAGUCCAUCAGCAUGUCUGGGACGAGCCCGCUGAGCGAACCUUUGCGCUUCCGAACGCCAAAGGAGGCCGAGACUCAGGCCUCUAAGAGUAAAGACGAAGUGACGAUGGAAGAAGUGGGCCAGUCCACCCAGCUGAGGGCGGGGGAGCUUAUCAUCAUCGUGGUGGUACUUAUCAUGUGGGCAGGUGUGAUCGCUCUCUUCUGUCGCCAGUACGACAUAAUCAAAGACAACGAGCCCAACAACAACAAGGACAAAGCCAAAAACUCCUCCGAGUGCAGCACUCCUGAACAUCCGACAGGGGGGCUGUUGCGCAGUAAGGUAUAACCCAACCCCCUCCUCCCCCACCCCGGGUGCCUCCCCCACAGCGGCGCCGGGCAGUUCCCCAAGAACAACAACAACAACAAUAGAAUGCCAUCUGUCAACAUCAUUGAGGUGUGACUGCCAGAACAUCUUCUCUUUAUCUAAAAGACUUUGUGUUCUCACAAGCAAGCAGACCCCUUUUAUAGGCCCAUCUGCUUGUCAGGAUGAGGCUAGGACUGUGGGCCCCUCGGCAGCAUUUACUCUCCUUUGGCACGGGGCCCUGCCGCUGAAGGGAAGCUGCAUGACUCUGGGGGUCAGGCACGACCUGGCCGGAGCUGGUCUGAGAGCUGAGUCUGCAGCAGAGUGACUGUGGCGAGAGUUCAGGGGCUGCUCCGUGCUCAAUAACUACUGUACCAUGGGGCAGCAGAGAUUAGGGCCAAAUGGUUCCGAUGGUGGAGAAAAACCAACCCCAGGGACCAAAGCCAGAGACCUUUUCAUUCUCUCUCUCUCUCUCUCACCUCUUUCUUCUCACCAUUUUUCAGUGCAUUAUAAACAACCACAAACUUGGACAUUUCCAAUUACUGGGUGGCUCUAAGAUACAUCCACUUUGUCGAAAUCGUCUCCUGUACUUUAAUCUUCUACACCUUAUUUUCUUCAUAAUGUUUUAUACGCUCUCUGAAUUGAAGGUAGACACUGUAUACCAUUCAUGUAUUAGUAUUAUUGUAGUUUUACUUAUUUUACUUUUAACAAGGUGCCACCAGAGCAGUCGUGUUGUCCUGGUAUCUUUUUUAUUUUUUUAUUUUUAGAUCCCCCCCUCAGGCAAGGAAACUCCUGUGGGAAAUGAUUUCAUUCUGGCAAGCUUAUUUUCCCCCCUCAGGGAAUCCAGACUCCACCUGGCUGAUUUAGGAGCCAUUUCUCACAUGUACUGUGAUGACGCCAUUGCAGCUUUAGAGGGAUCACUCGGCUCAUCACCGGAGCUGAAUCACCCAAUUUGUCAGAAAAGACAAAAGUAAUUCACUAAUAUUGAAAGGCAUCUCUGACCAGAACACAUGUAUACAGUGAAGUGUGUAACCAGGCCAGCUGUGGUAUCAUUUUGGUUACAUUUGCGUUUUUCCUCUAACUUCUUUUAUGCUUUUAUUAUAGAUUUCUGAAAUGUUACAUUCCACAUCCAGGAUGAGCCCUUUAGUAUUCCCUUGUGUCUUUCUGUUUGAGGGUGAUGAAUUUCAAAGCAUGUCAUAAUGGAGUGCAUUCAUCUAAUUAAAGGACUAUAAAAAGGGACUGGACUCUAUGGAUGUCUAUGGAGAAGUGGCUUCUGCAGAAACACUGAAGAGAUCCCUUAUAUCAGCAAUAAGCACGGAAGCAAGGACUCAAACUCUGUAGCCUGUUCGUCCAAAACUUGACCUCCCGGCAUGCAAUGUUCAGACAGAUGAACAAACUGCACAUCGAAUAUUGAGGGAAUUAACCCUGAGCUUCAUUUGCAGGUAAUCCCUCUCCUGAACUUUUAGAGAAGUCUUUCAGCACUGUUGUAAAAAAUUCAGUUUCUGAUUGAGAGCAUGGAAAAAAAACUUUUUAUGGGCCCAAAAUUCAACCCAGAGACUUCCUUAUGACAUCCUGAACAGAUGUCACCAAGACACAAGGGCUUCUAUCAAGACUUUUUCACAAAUCAGAGUGAACAUUUGCGUUGAAACUCCAUGUUGAGGAGACUAAGAAUAGCGAUAAGGGAUCCACACUGUUACCAUACGGUACUGUGCACUGUAUACCGCAAGGGAACUUGUUUGAAGAAAGCAAAUAGUGUAUUUGAGGGCUGAUUCAAACUCAGUAGUUCUGCCUUAAAAAUAAUUGUAUCUUAUGAUUUAUCUAAUAAGAUGGAAAAGCCCUGUAUCUCACAUUUGAGUCAUAUUCAUUAGCUUUCACAUAAUAUUUAACUGUGUGCAAAGCAAAAGGAAACAUUACAGAUGACGUGCAGACCGAGCUGAGGUAAGAUUGAAAAUCUGGGAAAAAGUGGUUGACAUUGAAUGUGUAAAUAUAUUUUAUAUUUUAUUCUAGUUUGGUGGUGUCAGCUUAGAGAGCCUUGAAAUAUGACUAAUGUGGAAAAUGUAUAGAAUCCUAAUGUAAAAGGAUACUGCUACUGGUGAUUUCUUUUGUUAAUACACUGUUGUUAAAGUCUUUUUCAUAGCACUCCUAUACGCUUAUGUAUUUCUAUUAAAUCAUGUCAUCGUGCUGUUUAUGUGCAUUAUAAGAAAAAAAAACUCUUCUUGAUGAGGAACAUGAUGAAAAGCGCUGGAUACUUUAAAUAAUCAUCCAAACAUAAAUAGUUGAGAGCCUUUCAGCGGCUGGACAUCCAUCUCACAAAUACAUGCACACAAACACAACAGGUCACAACACCCAUAGCCUCAAGUGUGGUGGUAGUGAGAGGCAGAAAAGAUGGUUAAGAGAGCGCAAGGAAGGAUACGGUUGAGCGGAGUGGGUAGAAUGAUUACUAAUGCAAUGGCAGGCUUUUAUCACUCCUUGGCUCCCUCUCCUCCCACUGAGAGUGAAAAAGCUCAAGAUUGCGCUCCUCGAAUGAGCUCAGAUUCACGUCAGAUGCAGGAGCAGGUUUAAAGUACAGUCAUAAAGUGGGGAAAGGGAAAAGGAAUGUGGCCUGUCGGACUGAUUAACACUGAUGUUUAAGCUGUUACCAGGACAAAAAUCUCUUUGUGAAACCUCAAAACCAUGUUCUGCUGCAUUACCCAGUUAUCAGCACUUCACCGAAAACUUCUGCAGCUGGUUGAAACUGUUUUUCCCCAGGAACACUGCACCCGGAGCUGCUGGCUCUCCAAUCGAUAGGCAUCCAUCCACACGCAGUAACAGAUAAUGAUUGUCGUCUCCCUGGAUGGUUUCUUUAAACUAGGGCCAUGUGUGCCAAAAAUAUAUUUCUAAACACAUUCCCUGUGGGUAUUUUUUAAAUUUAAUUUCCUCUUCUGUUGCUUAAAUGAGUGCAACUUCAGGCAGCAACACAAGAGGUUUACUUAUAGAACUGUCACAGAGGUUCAACUAGGAAUCAUUUGUCCUUAUCCGAAUCGAGGGUCUAUAGAGGGUGUCUUAUGCUGUACAGAUCGUAAAGCCCCUUGAGGCAAAGUUGUGAUAUUGGGCUAUAUAAAUAAAAUUGACUUGACAACUGAAUAAAAAGUAAAAAGUAAAAACUGAGUGGUUUAACUGCCGGUGUAAUUACUAUAUUCCUUAUUACCUUGUUAUUAAAUGCAGGGCUAUUGUAGUUUGUUGUCCAACUUCACUGUUAAAGAAUAGUGUGACAUUUUGGGAAAUAUGUUCAUGCACUUUCUUGCAGAGAGCAAGUAGAGAAGAUUGUUACCACUCUCAUAUCUAUAGCCUAGUUUAGCAUAAAGACUGGAAACAGGGCUUCAGACAUGAGCGCUAUCAAUUUUCCCAUCCAACUCUUGGCACAAAAGCAUUUUUUCCCUAAAUGUCAAACUAUUCCUUUAAGGGUUACAGCUUCUGCAUACAAGCAAUGUGUUUGAGUGAGCUCUCAUGCACAGAGAUGAUAAUCCAGCAGCCUCGGUUUGAUGUUAUAUCAAACAUAUAUCAACAGUUAUAUAAUAUAUAAUUUGAGGGGUUAGACAAUGUUUAACAACUACACAGAGGUCUUGGACAUGUUGGAUGAAUUAAUGGAAGACAUCUGGCUAUCUAAUUAGAGUCCACACAUUUCAUAUCUUGUGGUGUUAUGUGCAGUUUGUUCGGUCAGUCAUGCGUGGACCUUUACUGUCCCUACUUAUAAAAAACAAACUGGAUUCAACCACUAUUGGUGUUGCUGGUUAAAACAGGUUUAGUAAUACACCUGUCAACCACAGAUCCUUAAAUCACUUACAUCUUAUGGUGACGACUAAGAACUCAACAUUCCACUUGAGCCCUGUGGUGGCAAACCACUCUUCUAGCAACACACUGAGGACUUUUUUUUCAGUGAUGUGUUCUCAUGCUACUGUUUGUAUGAUACAAUGCCCAAAAAAUAUGGUAUGCUUAGUAGCAGAAAUGGGACUACUUUGUGACGAGACAACAGAGCAGUAAAAAUACACUGGAUUCUUUUCUUUUUUUUUUAAAACAUCUUACACACAUGUAUUUUGUAUUAAACUACAAACAUGCCUGGAAUGCAUCAUUGUGAUAUUACAGGGAAAUUGGACUAUUUCAUAAGUUCUUUAAAUAUAGUAAUGAGAUCCACAAAGCAGCAUGUUUUAGAAAAUGAACUGCUUUAUUAGUGCUAUCAUGUUUAUAUUAAUUGAAUGAAGUGUACAGGAGUCAUUGCUUAACGAGGGCUAGCAUGGUUUAACUAUUAUGCACAAGGUUACACAACUUCAGUUAUUUAGAAUAUGGUGUAUGCUUCAAUAAAAUGAAAAAAUAUCUUAAUAUUUUCAA